This is a messenger RNA of Erythranthe guttata (spotted monkey flower), 1044 nucleotides long. NCBI's taxonomy places the organism in Eukaryota, Viridiplantae, Streptophyta, Magnoliopsida, Lamiales, Phrymaceae. The record is from RefSeq and is a predicted model, not a curated record.
AUGGUAGUUUACGAGCAAGGAGUACCCAUUCAGAUCGAUUGCACCCAUUCAUUUACCACGUCAGAAAAAUUCCCAACAAAAGAAGCUUUAAUGGCAUGGGUUCGUGAAGUAUGUAAAAGAAUUGGAAUGGUGUUAAUGAUUGGGGGUUCGAGUGACGGGGAUAGAGGACGUAGGACACCGUAUGUGAUUGUUCGUUGUGAGCGUGGGGGCCAUUAUGUUGGCAAGAAGGUACCAGGUGAAGAUGAUCAAAGACCGGGAAAAAGGAGCACCGGUUCAAAGAAAUGCAAUUGUCCGUUUAAAUUGAAGGGGACAAGGGAACACAAGGAUGAUGAAAAGGCUGAGUGGAAAUUGGAUGUUAGUUGUGGUAUUCACAACCACAACUUAUUCGAAAACUUGCACGGACACUCUUAUGCCGGAAGAUUAUCAAAGGAGGAUGUUUCCUUUGUUCACACUAUGAAGAAAGCAAUGGUGAAACCAAGGGCAAUUCUAAGAGCGUUGAAGCAAAAGGACCCGUCUAAUGUAACUGGUAUGAAGACAGUUUACAAUACUAUCUCUAAGUUAAAUUUCAGUGAAUUGGAUGGGAGAUCUCAAUUGCAAUCAUUGUUUGUCAAGUUGAAAGAAGAUGAAUACCUCUCGUACCAUAGAUCGAACGAGUUGAAUGCGAUUACCGACUUGUUUUGGAUCCACCCGAAAUGCAUUAAGUUGGCACAGUCGUAUCCGUACGUAUUCGUCAUCGAUUGCACGUACAAGACCAAUCGUUACGGACUCCCAUUUCUUGAGAUUGUGGGUUUUACUUGUACCAACAAGACGUUCUCAAUUGCCUUUGCUUACUUGGACCACGAAAAGACGGAAAAUUUUGAAUGGGCGUUGCGUUGUUUGAAGGAGGCCAUGACCAGUUGUCCUCGGCCUAAUUGCAUUGUAACAGAUCGAGAUUUGGGUUUAAUGAAAGCAGUGGCCAAUGUGUAUCCAUCGAGUCAUCACUUGCUGUGUCGGUGGCAUGUGAACAAGAAUAUAUUUCGAAUUAUCAAAAAUAUUUUCAUUUAA